Molecule: messenger RNA, 2702 nt
Organism: Nicotiana tabacum (common tobacco)
Lineage: Eukaryota; Viridiplantae; Streptophyta; Magnoliopsida; Solanales; Solanaceae
Product: cysteine proteinase mucunain
Biological process (GO): proteolysis
Molecular function (GO): cysteine-type peptidase activity
Source: RefSeq, a predicted model, not a curated record
UGGUCCCAUUUUGUCAUUUCUCUAUGAUUGAUUAAAGAUAAAAGCCCUCAUAAAUAUUACUUAUGAAUGAAUGUUGAUGAGUGAGAAUAGUGGGAAACAUCAAUGGACGUUUUUUAUGCUAUCUCGAAGGUCAAACAGUCUUCCUCCCUCAACUGGGAUCCACGUUCCCUCAUCCCUGCCCCUCUCUAUAAAGGAAAAGAACAGUCACUAGACACGUGUAAUCAACUAUGGAGUAAUAAUUGACUCCAAAGAAAAAGACGUUAUAUUUCCAUUUGGGUUUGUGUUGGAUGUUGUUCUUUCUCAAAAUUAAAAGGAACUUUUUAUCAUUAAAGAAAAAAAAAACGAAAUUUGGCAGAUCGCUGUUGCCUCUAAACUUGUUUAUAGUUGUAAAUCUUGCAGCAGAAGCACAUGCUUUUGGAAUCAACCUAUUGCGCAAUAUCUCUUAAUUAAAUCAACUAAUUUUGAUCCUCAGUUCGAGCCGAUAGUAAGUUAUACACAGUGACAAUGUAAAGAAUUUAAAUUUUCGGUCAAUAUUUAUUAAAUAGAGUUACUUGUAGGUAUGGGGUCCUCACAAGUUGGAGAAAAUGAAUUGCCAGUCGAGCUUCCAAAUACUCAAGUUUAUUUUGGUCACUUGCUUAAAGAGGGUAAACGAUAAAUACUUGAAUUAACUGUGAGUAGCCCAAUUCAUGGAAAUAUCUUAACCAGAAAUGCUUUUAAAAUACCCUCACCUACUCGAGAGAUCGCUUAAAAAAAUCUGUAUUAAUUUAUCAUUCUGAACAAGAUUCAACUGCUUCACAGUUGUCAUGUGUGUGUCGACUGAUUAUGAGCCUUAAAAGUCACCAUCUCCAAAACUAUAUAAAAAUAAGAAUAGAAAUAGAAAUGCUUCAAAAUCAUUUAUUGGUUGAUGUUAUUGAAAAAUGGGAAAUACACAAGGAACCUAUCAUUUCCUUUUUCUUUUCCUGAUCUUAGCUGCUUUAUCAUCUCAAGUUUAUUGUGUUUCUAGUGAUUUCCCAAUAUUAGACAGACCGAAUGAGUUGCUUUCAGAAGAAAGAAUUUUCCAACUUUUCCAAGAAUGGAAACAGAAGCAUGGGAAACUUUACAACAAUGAAAAAGAGGAAGAAAUGAGAUUGGAGAAGUUCAGAAGGAAUGUGAAGUAUAUAGUAGAAAAGAACUCAAAGAGGAAGUCAGAUUCAGACCAUUUGGUUGGUUUGACCAACUUUGCCGAUAUGAGCAAUGAAGAAUUCAGGCAAGUUCAUACUUCAAAGAUUAAGAUACCAUUUGACAAGAGAAAGACUAUUCAGAUGAAGAAUGCGGAAAAAAAACCAACUCCAGUUUAUUGUGAUGCUCCUCCUUCAAGGGAUUGGAGGAAAUAUGGGGCUGUCACUGAGGUCAAGGACCAACACCUCUGCGGAGCUUGCUGGGCAUUUUCAGCAUGUGGAGCGAUGGAGGGAAUAAAUGCAAUAGUUACUGGUGAACUUAUUAGCCUUUCUGUCCAACAACUUAUCGAUUGUGAUAAUUCCACCAAUUUGGGCUGUUACGGUGGAUAUAUGGACCCUGCUUUUGAAUGGGUGAUGAACAAUGGUGGCAUUGAUUCAGAUUCUGAUUAUCCAUACACUGUCUCUCAAGGCGCAUGCAAUAUCACCAAGGUGAACCAAAAGGUUGUAACAAUUGAUGGAUACCGAGAUGUUCCACAGGAGGAAAGUGCCCUUCUUUGUGCUGUUGCUCAACAGCCUGUUAGUGUGGGCAUCGAUGGAGCGAGUGCUGAUUUUCAAUUAUACAGAGGGGGAAUCUACGAUGGAAGUUGCUCUAGUAAUCCAGAUGACUUAAGCCAUGGAGUAUUAAUAGUAGGAUAUGGUUCUGCAGGAGAUGAUGACUAUUGGAUUAUCAAGAACUCAUGGGGUACAUCAUGGGGAAUGGAGGGGUAUGGAUAUAUAAGAAGAAACACUGAUUUGCCUUAUGGUGUUUGUGCCAUUAAUUCAUUGGCUUCAUAUCCAACGAAGGAACUGGCUUCUGCACCAUCUCCUUAUCCAUCUCCAGCCGUUCCACCACCUCCCUCGCCAUCCCCUCCACCUCCUCAACCGCCUUCUCCAAAACCAAGUGAAUGUGGAAACUUGUAUUAUUGUCCAGAAGAUCAAACAUGCUGCUGUGAGUUGGAGUUCUUUGGAAUUUGCGUCAUUCAAAGCUGCUGUCCUCACAAAAAUGGUGUUUGUUGUGAUGGAUCAGAAUUCUGCUGCCCAACUGAAUAUCCCAUUUGUGAUGUUUAUGAAGGCCUCUGCCUCAAGAGGGUUAGAGACACUCUGGGAGUGGCAGCAAAGAAGAGAAGAAUGGCCAAAUACAAGUUACCAUGGAGUACAAGCACUAAAGAAACAGAGGAGUUGGACCAAACACUGAAAUGGAAGAGGAAUCAUGUCGCGCCAGUGCUCUGAAAUAAACAAUUCUUGUUAUGCCAUUCAACAUUCUUAAGUAGUAGUAUCAAUUUUGGUUCUGGUUCUAACGCCAAAACUUUUGAUGAAUCAAAUUUGUUAACUGAAAACAAGCAUAAUUCUUUAAUAAAUCUGUGCUUGUGGAUAAAUAUCAAUUUCUUGAAAUUAAAGGACUGGAAAGAGACUUAUGUAGUGGCUCCAUAUACUUGUAAGAAAUUACUACCUAAGAAGUAUUCUUCUUCUUCAUCUUAUAUAAGUAACUAAACGAUUAUGGCUUGA